Molecule: messenger RNA, 1854 nt
Organism: Malania oleifera
Lineage: Eukaryota; Viridiplantae; Streptophyta; Magnoliopsida; Santalales; Ximeniaceae
Exons: 3
Coding region: 851-1531 (226 amino acids)
Source: RefSeq, a predicted model, not a curated record
CACCGCCGUUCCGGACGACGUCGUCGUCAUCGUUGGUAGCCGUUCCGGACGACGUAGUUGUCAUCUCGCCAAACUGCUGCCGGUCCCAUCUCUCUCUGGUUUCCGUUUGGCAUCCACGACCAUCCAUCGUCACCGAUUUAAAAGGGCUGUUGUCAUUUUUUUAUCUUGUUAUCUACGUUUUUAAGGUUCUUCAAAGAUGCUUGGAAAGGAGAUUUUUCUCCUUGUUUCGUCUUUGGUGCGUUGUAUCUUUAUCGAAUUCUUUCAAUUUGUGAGAGGAGCUUGCUAGGGGUUGACUUUGUUGGCACUUGAAGUCAUCAUCAGGAAGUAUUCAGAACCCACCACAAUCUGUAUUGACAUUUGGGGCAACAAUCUUCCCCUUCCAGAAAUCCUAGCGAUCGCAGACGGUUGUAACUAUCUUCCCCUGCUUUGGCCUUACCUGAAUUGGGGCGGAAGCACGUUGUACUAAAAGAGGUCCGCGAACUUUAAGCCUGGAUUUUGCACUGUUUUCUGCAAUUUUUUCGUUUUGUUGAAGCUUUCCUUGUGCACUACACGCCAAGAGGGUCACCAUCACUGACAGGCUACCUGGAGUCAGACUAUAGGGGCACCACCAAGGCUUGUUUAAGUUUAUUACUGUGCUACAAUUGCUGCUAUUGCCCUUGCAUUUAUUUAUUUAUUAUGGUGUCUUUAACUGAUAUUGCUCGCCUUAUAGAAAUUGUUUUAAACUGCUCCAACUACAAUGCAUGGGCCCAGCAUAUGUCAGCUUUUUUGAUUGAUCGGAGAUUAUGGCGUUUCGUCACCGGAACAAAACAAAAACCCACGAAAACUGACACGCAAUCAACAGAAGAGUUUGAUGAGGCUCUUGAUGAAUGGGAAAGUACUCACUAUAAGAUCAUUUCCUGGUUUAUUAAUACAUCUAUUCCUACUAUUCAGAGUCUACUUCCUAAAUUUUGUAAUGCUAGACUUGCUUGGGAUUUUUUUGGCCAAACGGUACAACUGUGGUAGUGAUAUUGCUCUCGAGUUUCAGUUGGAAACUAGGCUUUCUCAGCUGCGUCAGGAACCUGGACAAUCUAUUAUCGAGUUUCAUGCUCAGGAUCGUCGUCAAUUUAUAUACUUUAUGAUGCAUAUUCGGGAUGAAUUGGAGAAUACUCGAGCUUCUUUGUUACAUUGCUCGCCUCUUCCUACACUUAAGGUUGCUCUUACGGAGCUCAUUUCUGAGGAGACAUGCCAACAAACUCGUCGCGUUCAUUCUACCGAUAUGGUCUUAGCUACUGCUCCUUCUCGUUCCUCUUCUCCAGCUACUCCUGCUGCAGCUGUUGCAUCUUCUAAACCACAUCGUUUCAAUGCCCAGUGCCACUAUUGUAAGGAAGACAGUCACCGUAUUUUUGAUUGUCCUAAGAAGAAGGCCAAGGAUGCCUGGGAUGCUUUUAAGGCUAAGGCCUCUUCCUCUUCCAAGUUUGUUGCUACUGUCUCCACAAGCUCCUCAGUUUUUGCUGCUCCAUCUUCAGCACCUCCUUGUCGUCUCUUUCUAUAGCUGACCUUGAGGCAAUUAUCACCCAGAUUUUAUCCCGUACUUCUACUGCCUUAUCAGUCUCCACAGGAUUCGAAGACGAGCCAACUUGUUAGGACAGGGCAUAGAGUUGGUCGCCUUUUCGAGCUCACAUCUCUGCAUUUGCCUCGUUCAUGUUCCCCUCCGUCUCUUUCCAUUGUAGUGUCUUCCAGUGUUUGGCAUUCUCAUCUCGGUCAUGCCUCGUUGUUUCGUGUUCAGUCUUUAGCUUCUAGUGGUUGCUUAGAAGAUGUUAAAUUUGAACAUUUUGAUUGUUUGCCUUGUCAACUUGACAAAUAGAAAGCUUUACC